GAACGGGCCCCGCGCCGGGCAGGGCCCAGCCUGCCUUGGCCUGGCAGGGCUGCACAAGCAGCCGGUCCGAACUAAGGCGGAAGGACUCUGAGGCCCAGCCUCCGUCCGGGAUGGAGCCACGGUCCGGGACGCAUCUCCUCUGUGUCCGGGGGGCUGACUGUGCCCGGACGCUCUGAAGUGCGGCCGCCCUGGGGAGGGUGGACGGGCAGGGCGGGGCCGAGCCGCUGGCUGACCUUGGCAGGCCGCAUUUGGCGCGGCCGCUACCACGCGCAGCUAGGUGUGGUGGCACAUGCCUGUAUCCCUAGCACUGAGGAGGAAGAGGUAGGAGAUCAAGACCAGCUAUGGCUACAUAAUGUUUUCAAGUCAGCGAACAUUCACUGAGUAUCUACUAUAUACAAGGUAUAGCUCCUGAUCCUUGGGGGAGGAGACAUGGGUGACAGAGAUGAACAUCUGCAACAAACCCUCCAACAAGACAGCCCCUGAGAAGAGUGUGUGGACAGCGCCUUCGCAGGACAGUGGACCCUCCCCAGAACUGCAGGGCCAGCGGUCUCGCCGAAAUGGAUGGAGCUGGCCCCCCCACCCGCUCCAGAUUGUGGCCUGGCUGCUCUACCUCUUCUUUGCGGUGAUUGGCUUUGGGGUCCUUGUUCCCCUCCUGCCUCACCACUGGGUGCCUGCUGGCUAUGCUUGCAUGGGUGCCAUCUUUGCUGGCCACCUUGUGGUGCACCUGACCGCUGUCUCCAUCGAUCCAGCAGAUGCCAAUGUUCGGGACAAGAGCUAUUCUGGCCCCCUGCCUAUCUUCAACCGCAGCCAGCAUGCACAUGUCAUUGAAGACCUGCACUGCAAUCUGUGCGACGUGGAUGUGAGUGCGCGAUCCAAACACUGCAGCGCCUGCAACAAGUGCGUAUGUGGCUUCGAUCAUCAUUGCAAGUGGCUCAAUAAUUGCGUGGGCGAGAGGAACUAUCGGCUCUUUCUACACAGUGUGGCAUCUGCAUUACUGGGUGUUCUGCUCCUCGUGCUGGUGGCCACUUAUGUCUUUGUGGAGUUUUUUGUCAACCCCAUGAGGCUUCGUACCAACCAACACUUUGAAGUCUUGAAGAAUCACACAGACGUGUGGUUUGUGUUUUUGCCUGCUGCCCCUGUGGAGACCCAGGCGCCUGCCAUCCUGGCCCUGGCUGCCCUACUCAUCCUUCUGGGCCUGCUUUCUACAGCCCUGCUUGGCCACCUGCUCUGCUUCCACAUUUAUUUAAUGUGGCACAAGCUCACCACCUAUGAAUACAUUGUGCAGCACCGCCCAGCUCAGGAAGCAAAGGAGACCCACAAGGAGCUUGAAACGUGCCCCCGCAAGAUGCGGCCCAUUCAGGAGAUGGAGUUCUACAUGAGGACUUUCAGCCAUGUGCGUCCCGAGCCCUCUGGUCAGGCUAGGCCAGCAGCAUUAAAUGCCAAUCCUUCCCAGUUUCUUGCCACCCAAGGCCAAGUGGAACCACCACUGCCCUCCUCCUCAGACACACUGGCUCUGCCUCCACGGAUCCAGCCCCAGAAAAAGAGGAAGCGGCGUGUGUACAGAUUGCCGAAGUCUGGGGUCUUGGACCGGGAGCCCCCGCUGCCUAGGCUAUGGGGGACUGGGACCCCCGGCCGCCACUCCAGCUCUUCAUCGGAUUCCACCAGUGCCAGUCCAGUGCAUGCGGCUGGCUCUGCUGGCGCCUACUACUCGGCAUCAGCCGACUCCAUGGAAGAGAUUCCUGUAGCCCAGACGCGCCUGGGCAGUGCCGCAUUGGGCGCCCCAGGAGCCAGGGCCCGAGAGUCUGGGCUGGCGCUACAGGCACGUUUGCCUGCCGUUUUCGUGAGCCCGAGCAGCGGCGAGCCCGGGACGCCAGGCGGCGGUGAAGACGGCCUGCCCUAGUGGGCACCGGAGGCAGGAGGGCCGCGUAGGAACUUCCUGCCGACUCUAUGCAACACCCUAUCUUCGCAGCAGUGCACUUUAGGGGCCUCAAGGCCGGCGGGAUCGGCCUCCCUCUCCCGAGACUCAGCAAUAUCCCCUCCACCAAGCCCUGAUGCUCCAAUAAACUUUUUUUUUUUAAA
Molecule: messenger RNA, 2079 nt
Organism: Meriones unguiculatus (Mongolian gerbil)
Lineage: Eukaryota; Metazoa; Chordata; Mammalia; Rodentia; Muridae
Gene: Zdhhc1
Product: zinc finger DHHC-type containing 1
Exons: 13
Coding region: 443-1900 (485 amino acids)
Biological process (GO): peptidyl-L-cysteine S-palmitoylation; protein targeting to membrane
Cellular component (GO): endoplasmic reticulum; Golgi apparatus
Molecular function (GO): protein-cysteine S-palmitoyltransferase activity
Source: RefSeq, a predicted model, not a curated record